AAAAUAUUAAGUAGCACAGCUGUUUUCAACAUUGAUAAUAGAUUUUUCUUGAGCAUCAGAUCAGCAUAUUGGAAUGAUUUCUGAAAGUCCAUGUGACAUGGAAGACUAAAGUAAUGACUUCUGAAAAUUCAGCUUUGCCAUCACAAGAAUAAAUUAUACUUUAAAAUAUAUUCAGAUAGAAAACUGUUAUUUUUCAAGUCUUUCAAAAACAACAACAAUAAGAAAAUAAAUAUUAUAGGCCCCAAACUUUUGAAUGGCAGUGUAUCAAAAAUCCGUGGUCAUGUUUUAAAUGUGAAUUACCAUAUUCCAUGUGCCAAUUUCAUUAACUCUUAUGCAGGUGCAUAAAAAAAAAAAAAAAAAAAAACAGUUACACAUGGUAACCUUCAUUUCCUAAAGAGAGGGAACGGAACGAUUGUGUCACGUGAUGACACCAGGGGUUGCUCUUGGGAGUCCAAACACCUCUGACAUCUUUGAGAAAAGGCUGAUGAAACUGGGUGUGCAGAAUUUGCAUAGCUGUCCACGCCCUGGAUAUCUGGGUAUAAAUAGGUUAGAGUAGCAUCUACUCGUUCUGUUCUGUUCUGAGGAGUCGAGAAGCAUCUCAAUCCACUCAGAGGCAGUUCGGAGUUGUAGCACGAAAGUCACAACAUCCCUCCAUCAGGGAAACAGGGUUAUCAUAUGUAACCAAGAUGUUACCUUUCUGUCAUUUGUGUCGAGUGAGGACACUAGUGGUCGCUAUACUAAAUGCCACAAUUGCCAAACAUAGAGUCACCAUAGGAGGACUCAGCUAGAGCCUUUUCCCAUAGUUAAUACUUUCCAGUAAUAAGAAUGGCGGAAAAGUCUUGGUAGUGAACAUCGGGACAGUGACAGUGAGCUUUGCUAAAUCAAGUUCAUGAGAAGGAACAUGAGCUGGACUGAAUGAGUGCAUAUACCGCCCACAAUAACUCUACGGUUAUCUGCUAGAGAGCCACCAUUUGCCAAGGCUGCUAAUGGCAGCCAUACCCCUGUUUGAGUGAGCCCUCACUCCCAGUGGGCAACGUAGGGACCAGAUAGCUUGCAAAGUCACCACCUAAUCCCCCACCCUCUUGACAGUGGGGGUAAGCGCAGUCAGGUAAGCGCAGUCAGGAGGGCCAUCUUCAUAUCAAGGGCGCUGAACUCAAAUGACUCAAAAGGGGCUCAAUCUUGAUCUAUCUGUAAGGCCUGUUAGACCACAGUGAGAUCUCAAGAGGGGAUGAGGCAUGGCCUUGAAGGGUUCAACCUCUGGGUGCCUCUGAGGAAUCUGAUUGUGCUUGCUACCGAUCUGCCUUCUUUGCUAUCGUGGUUUGCCAAAAUCACAGGAACAUACAAGUUAGGCAGGUGCAUGUUCAGGCCUCCUUGGAGGAAGGAGAACACCUAUCCGAUGCCACAUUUCUGAGGGUCCUUCCCCUGGAAAGAACAUCACAAGAUCAUGUAAAGAACAGUUUCAGGUCAAACAGCCACCUCAUAGAGUGGGCUGGAUAAAAGUAUUUACCGCAGUGGGUGAAAGGUCUCUGAAAUCCUCCUGUUCGCAUCCAGGGACCAGAGGUUCCAAAUAUCUGGUAGCGGGUUCCAGAUUGUGCCCUUCCCCGGGAGAGUAAGUCCCUCCUCAAAGGAAUUUGCCAGAGAGGGGCCGAUGCCAGGAGACCAAGCUUUGAGAACCAAUUCCUGUUGAGCCAACAAGGGUCCACAAACAGGAAUGGUCCCCUGUCCUCCCUGACUUUGAGGCUACUGGGAAAAAUUGCAUUGAGUAACCCCUUUCCUGCUGUGAGCCAGUGCGUCCAUACUGAGGGAACCUAAGUCAACUGGUGAUUAGUGGAUUCCCGCAAGGCAACAGGUCCUCCUUUGCCUGACCAAUAUGAUUCCAAUUCAGCUGAACCAUCUGGGAGAGAAGCCUACACUCACCUUGGAGUGUGACCAGUUGUGAGAGAAGAUCCACUACACGAUUGAGGUCACCCAGGGACCACGGUUUUGUGCCUGAGAACCGUCAAGCAUUUCAGUACUGACUGAGCACAAACCUCCGAGGGGUGUGCAGUCAUACUGUCAGAGUCCAGUUUUAUACCAAGAAAAGAGUUCUACUCUGCAAAGUUUUCUCUUUUCUCAGUUGACCUGAAGUCCCAGUAGGGCUAGGUGAUGAAUGACCUGUGAGUGCAAACUAAUUCUCACGAGUGAGCUAGGAUUAGCCAAUCAUUGAGGUAAAUGUGAAUGCCCACUUCCCUGAGAGGGCCAAGGGCAGCCUCUGUAAUCUCAGUGAAUAUGCGAGGAGACAGGGAAAGCUUGAAGGGAGGAAUCUUGUACUGAUAUGCCUGCCCUCAAAGGGCAAAGCAUAGAAUGGUCUGAGUCUUGGAAAGUAUGAGUACUUCAGGUCUACUGCCACAAACCAAUUUUGGUUUCUGAGACAUGUUAGCAUGUGUUUGAGGGUCAACAUUCUGAAUGUGAGCUUGAGCCAAUUCAGAUCAAUUGAGCCACACUCAGAUGCAGGAUUGGACCAAGGCCCCCAUCCUUCUUAGAUACAAUGAAGUAAGGGUUGUAACACCCCCACUUCACCUCUGCUAGGGUGGACAAGCUCUAUUGCACCCUUCACCUCAAGGUAACCAGGUGGUGGAUAUCUGCCAAUGACAGAUGGUCAGUGUGAAGCCGAAUCCACCUCCUGUCCCCCAAACAGAAGUGGAUCUGAACUGAUCAGAUUGUCCCUCCUCCCUGGGUCCCCUGCAUCAGGAGCACCUUGUAAACUUAUGAGGGUGCUUGGUGCCCUGCUAAUAAGGUGAGUGUGAGUGCUAUGUCAUUGAAUGACCUUGACUUCAGGCCCAGGCUGUUGCGGGGCCUUGGCAUUGAUCGCAGAGGGCUGUCACUGGUGACAAGCAAAUAUUGGCUGCUGUCUCGUCCUUCAGACAGAAACUCAGCCUCCACAAAAGCUUGCUUAGUUGAGGCAUCAGCUUCUGAUGGUUCAAGCCCAUUUUCCGAUGCAGCAAGAGACCGCUCAUCCUCUUUGUGAGCGGCAAUUGAGAGAUUAAACUUGCCCUGAGACAAGCUCUCAAGCUCAUUUAGCAGGUCAACUGGAAGAAACAAAGUGUGAGAGGAAUGAGAGGUCAACAGGGAAUCCCCCAAUAGAACUACUCUUGCUUUCAUUAGUUCUCCCCUGAAGCACAUCUCUGCUCAUACCUCGAAGUAGAAGGACCAAGGCGGGAAGCAGUCGGGAUCUUUUCUAAGAUACCGCGAGCGCAACUCGCUUAUUUCGAUGUCCUCACAAACAAGACAUGAAUCAUCUACAAAUGCUGUAUCAGCAUGAGCUUAGCCCAAACACUGAAUACAGAACUCAUGCCAGCCAUUAGGAGAGAUGUGAAUCUCGCAAUCAGGAGAACACAGAUGGAAAGGAAUGUUUGCCGACACACAGAGUUUCACCCAUUAAGUUAUUUAGUGAAAUUACUCUUUUUAGGAGGAAAUUUGCUAUUAGAAAGUCACCCAGGGGUGCUCUCACAACACUUAGCUGUGUAUGCAUAGUAUUAACAUGACAUAACCAUUCCAUAUAAAAAGAAAACCAAGAAUAUCAUAGUUUUAUCAUGUUAUAUGUCCAAAAAAAAAAAAAAAAGGUAUUCCCAGGGCACUUAUAAAGGAACCAUGGUAAUUUUAUUUUACUGUUUUCAGUGGAGUGUAAGGCUUAAUAUUUGGACUCUAAUGCACAUAUAUACACUUUAUUUAAAAGUUCAUCCUGUUCAUCCCUUGUUUCUGGAGGUGCUCUGCCAGUCAGAUGUGUACAGUCUCUUAACCACAGGCCUGCAAUGCUUUACUUCAGGAGAAAAUUCUUCUUUUUUAAAUUCAUUCCUCCGUCCAUCUCCUCUGACAUCUAAACCCUGAUGGCUCAGCCUGCAUCACUUCUCUCUGCAUUUAAUUCCCACACUGCUAAGGUAGGCCAAUAUUAGCAUCAGUAAAAGGACGGCUGAGCAGAAGAUGAAAAUGUUAUUGCUAUGUACAAAAUGGUCCUGGUGAUAUUUUGGCUGAUGAGUUUGGAGUUAAUGGAUGGAGUGUGUGUGUACGUGUGUGUGUGUGUGUGUGUGUACUUCCAGAUCUGUCCUAUAAUUUCAUCCAGUGGCAGCAGAGGAAAUGUGAAUGCACCAGGGCAGGAAGAAUGCUAUUCGGAAAUGAACACUGAAUAGACGUCUAAUAGCAGUGGGACUUUGUCCUCAUGUGCGUCCAUGGAGCCGUGUGUGUCAGAUGAACAUUUCCAGGCACACAGUCACGCGGAACACACCUUCAGACGCAUGGAGGCCUACCUGAGGACCAGGAAACUCUGUGACGUUGUCCUCCUCGCCGGAGAUCGCAGAAUACCAGCACACAGACUGGUUCUUUCCUCUGUGUCCGAUUACUUUGCGGCCAUGUUCACCAGUGAUGUACGAGAGGCAAAACAAGAGGAGAUCAAAAUGGAGGGUGUGGAUCCAGAUGCAUUAUGGGUCUUGGUACAGUAUGCUUACACAGGGCACUUGGAGUUGAGAGAGGACACAAUAGAGAGUUUGUUGUCAGCUGCCUGUCUUCUGCAGCUGUCUGCGGUGGUUCAGGCCUGCUGCAGUUAUCUAAUGAAACAACUCCAUCCCUCCAACUGUCUGGGCAUUCGAUCUUUUGCCGAUGCUCAGGGUUGCCUGGACCUCCAUAAGGUGGCACACAACUACACCAUGGAGCACUUCAUGGAGGUCAUGAGGCAUCAGGAGUUUCUGCUCUUGCCUGCUUGUGAGGUGGAGAAGCUUUUAGCUUCUGAUGACAUGAACGUUCCAGAAGAAGAAACCGUGGUAACAGCCCUGCUUAGCUGGGUCCGCCAUGAUGCUUCCUCCCGUCAAUCACAGCUUCCUGCUCUCCUCGCUCAUAUCCGCCUACCCCUGCUUAAACCACAGUUUUUAGCUGAUAUGGAGGCAAAUCCAUUGCUAAGGGACAGUGUGGAGUGUCAGCGGCUGGUGAUGGAGGCCAUGAAGUAUCAUUUGUUGCCUGAGAGAAGGCCGCUUCUCCAGAGCCCAAGGACACGUCCACGCAAGGCCACUGUUGGGGCACUUUUCGCUGUGGGUGGCAUGGAUGCCACAAAAGGGGCCACUAGUAUUGAGCAGUACUGUUUACGGAGGGACACAUGGCGGCAGGUGGCUGUCAUGAGUGGAAGAAGGCUGCAGUUCGGCGUUGCGGUUCUUGAAGACCGCCUGUAUGUGGUUGGGGGACGAGAUGGCCUCAAAACUCUCAACACAGUGGAGUGUUACAACCCCCGCAGCAAGAGCUGGAGCGUCAUGCCCCCCAUGUCCACGCACAGACACGGCCUAGGCGUUGCAGUCUUAGAAGGCCCCAUGUAUGCAGUGGGAGGUCAUGAUGGUUGGAGUUAUCUCAGCACGGUGGAACGCUGGGACCCUCAAGCUCGCCAGUGGAGCUUUGUUGCAUCCAUGGCAACACCUCGAAGCACUGUGGGAGUUGCAGUAUUAAACAGCAAGCUGUAUGCUGUGGGUGGUCGUGAUGGAAGUUCAUGUCUGAAAUCAGUGGAGUGUUUCGAUCCUCACACCAACAAAUGGAGCAGCUGUGCUCCCAUGUCUAAACGCAGAGGCGGUGUUGGUGUUGCGACAUGGAAUGGUUUCCUGUAUGCUAUCGGUGGCCAUGAUGCCCCAGCUUCAAGCUUAGCAUCUCGACUAUCAGACUGCGUCGAAAGGUAUGACCCAAAGACAGACAUGUGGACAGCAGUAGCUCCCAUGAGUCUCAGCAGAGAUGCUGUUGGGGUGUGUCUUCUGGGGGACCGUCUUUAUGCUGUCGGCGGUUAUGAUGGUCAGGUGUAUCUAAACACAGUGGAAGCUUACGACCCCCAAACCAAUGAGUGGACACAGGUCGCGCCGUUGUGUUUGGGUCGAGCCGGGGCUUGUGUGGUUGCGGUGAAGCUUUGAAAUGCCUCCCGCUGUCAAUCCUCUCCUGCAGUGCUCUGGUUGUAGUGUCCCCAGACAGAUCUGAGCAUCUGCUGACCAGAGUAGAGAAAAUCACUGACAUACAGCUGAAUACCCAACUGUGGUCUUCCUUUAUGCCUUCCAGUAUGUAUUUGUCUAGUAAAAGCAGUUUACUUUAUAGCUGUGCAAUCAAGACAUCAAGAGCAAGACUUCCUCCUGUCCGUCUCUGAUGAAUAGGGUUUAUUCAGUUUAAUAUCCCUAUGUUUAUCCAUUCGUCUAUCUCUGCAUAUCCCUACAUCCCUCAGUGUUUCAUGUUUUUUUUAUACACUGUCACAACCGUUUUAUAUAUGAACUACUGUUCAAAAGCUUGGUGUCAGUAAGGUUUUAUUAUUUCAUUUCUUUAAAAAAAAAAUAGAAAAAAUGUAUCAAGGUUUCACAAAAUAAUUUUAGCAGUUAUUCAACAUUUCAUUGAUAAUAAAUGUUUUUUUUCCAAAUGAGAAUAUGUGACCCUAGACCACAAAAUUUGUAGCAAAAUAGCCAACAAUACAUUGUAUGGUGCAAAAUUAUACAUUUUUCUUUUACGCCAUAAAUCAUUAGGAUAUUAAGUAAAGAUCACGUUCCAUGAAGUUAUUUUAUAAAUUUCCUACCGUGAAUAUAUCAAAACUUAAUUUUGGAUUAGUUAUCUACAUUGCUAAGAAUUUAAUUUGGACAAGGUUAUUUUUUUCAAUAUUUAGAUAUUUUGGCACCCUCAGAUUCCAGAUUUUCAAACAGUUGUAUCGCGGCCAAAUAUCGUACUAUCCUAACAAACUGUACAGCUUUCAGAUGAUGUAUAAAUCUCUUUAUGACUGGGACUGAGGUCCAUAUAUUAGAAAGAUUUUUGAAGGAUCAUGUGUCACUGAAGACUGGACUAAUGACUGCUGAAAAUUUGGCUUUGCCAUCACAAGAAUAAAUUGCAUUUUAAAAUAUAUUAAAAUAGAAAACAGAUAUUUUAAAUUGUAGUAUUUUUUCACAAUAUUACUUUUUUACUGUAUUUGUGUUGAGCCUAAAAGACUCCUUUCAAAAGCAUUUUAAAAACUCUUGCUGACCCCAAAAUUUGUAACAGUACUGUGUACUGUAUCUAUGUAUGUAUAUACAUGCAUUUAUUUGCUUACAACUAAAUAUUACACUUAGAUAGCAUUACUUUGGUAGCUUAUUUCCAUUACCCAAAUUUACAACUACAAUAUUUAAUACAUCACAGAGAAGAAACAGACUGGAAAUUGUGUAUAAAAAACAUUCAGAGUCAAUUAAAACAUUAAUAUAAAGUGCACAGCCAAAUUCUCUGUAGAAAUGGCCUGUUGUCUAAGAAUAGCCGGAGUGCAGUAAAGUGUCUCUAGGGAGAGCUAGAGUGCUGGAGAGAAAACUAGAAAACUAGUGUGUGUGUAUAUUCCUUCCGCCUAUUUUAAAUUCAAUCAUUAUUAUUAAUGCUUUAGCAGUGAGAUUAAAAGUGACAGUGGUUCUCAAUGAGAUUUUUUUAUCUUCAUGCAGGUGUUUUGUUUUUGUUUUGUUUUUGAGAACAGAACGCGUCAGAACAAACAGCCUGUAGUAGAAAAGAGAGAUUUGAUCAAAUGGUGCUGAUCACUAAGCAGCUUCUGCGACAGUCUCUCAAAUUUGUCUAUAUUAGACAGGCAAAUAGAAUGGAGGGUAUGGGGAGAAAAGAUAAGAGAGAGGAACGUGGGUAGAAGUUGAGGAUGGAAGGACCAAAAUUGGGAAGAAAGACGAGAUUGAAAUUGGACCGCAUGCUGAGAGUGGAAUUCGCUUUGACAUUAUCAGCCCAUGUGUAAGUGUGCAUGACUUUAUAUUUAAUUUACCUGCCCAAACACAGUUAGAGCAUAUAAGCAAUAUCACAUGAGAAUAUUGUCAUUAUACCUACAAGGGAGAAAAACAAUCCAUCAUUAUACUGAGCCCUUAUUCCACAACUCACUUCAGUCUCAGAGAAAGAAUGUCAUAACAAGAUCUAAUGCAUAUUCAGAACUCUGAAUCAUUCUAUCUAUUUUUUGAAUUUAGAAAUGCAUCCCAGUGCUCAGUGGAGGAAGUUAACCACACAAACUGAGAUGCUGUUCCCCUGCUGAGCAAAGGAAAGCUUUAGACAAAGAUUAAAGGAGAUCAUUGUAAAUAAUGGUUAUUGUGGGGUUUUCCUUAUGGCUUACACAAUGUUUUAUUUAUAGUAUUUCUAUUUUUGCACAGUGAUUCAUCUCCACAAUAACAGCUGGAUUCUGGGUCACUGUCCAUUUAAUGGAAAUAAAUUCUGCUGGGGAGCAGAACAAAGGCAAAAAGACCAGAUUAACCAUGAUUUAGGUUUACAUCCCAAAUACCAUCUCUCUCAAAAAUGAACGCCAGAUACAUGGAAAAAUAUACACAAAUAGUAAUUCAUCAGCAUGAGACAUGAACAUUCAUUUCGGAGAAAUCGUUUAAUGUGCAGUUUUGGAAUAUUAUUGUACAAAAUUAAUUAUUUUUAUAACCUUCCCUCCCUCAUGUGCACUGUCAGUUGUAAAAGUCAAAUAUCUAAACAUACUUUUACAAAUACAAAAUAUUUAAGAAGAAGAAAUUUAAGGAAUAGUUGCAGAUCAGUAGAUAAUUUAAGCUUUAGAGUUGGUCUUCUGUGCACAACAAUGUCUGGUUUCCACUCAGGGUGUCUGUUUCUUUUCACCAGUCUCAUUUUCUCACUUUUUUCCCCUCUUUCUUUUCUUAUUUAGUCAGGUGUUUGUGUAUAUCUACUUGUGCAUCAAUGUCUUUUUCUUAGAGAAAAGUGUCAUGUUUUGUGUGUGUUUUUUUUAUUUUAGUGGCACGCUCUUCAACCCCAUACUGAGUACAAAGUGCAACUAGAGAAGUCUGAGAAAACAGUUUUGGUAUUUUGAUCUAGUUUUCUAAAUCCCAAGAUCCAUCUCAGUGUUUUAAAUGAAGAAAGAGAAUUGCACAGAUUAGCAUAUGAAAAGAAACGGAAAGAAAUGAUAGAAAAGUUGAGAUCAGAGCAAUUAAAAGUAGCAAAAAAUAAAGAGCAAAGACAGCACCACAUACUGUUUACGAUAAAAUAUUCACACUAAAUUCUCUUCAUUCAGUCGAUAUCAGAAACUGAAAAACCGUUAUUGCUGUAGUGUAUUAUUUUGUCGUCAUACUGUUGUUAUUCAUUUUAUAUUUCAUCAUUAUGCUGUUCAUCAUUUUGUCAUGCGAUAAAAGUAUAUGAAAGAUUUUCAGAGGAAGGAUUGGAUUUGUUUUGGUUUGUGAGGGACAAACAUUAAUAUCUCUAAAAACAAUGGUGGUCAGUGUUAUUUAUAUAUUACUGCACAUUUAAAGUGUCAAGUUUCAUGGUCCUCUUAUGUGUGUUCUGUUAUUGAAAUGUUUCCAUAUAUUAAUUAUGAUCUUGCACUAUAUUCAUAUUCAGCUAAAGCAAAGCCUGUCUUCACAGUAAUUUUUUGAAAUUGGUGGAUCUAUUUUCAAAUUGGCUCAUCGCAGAUUUGUUUCAUUUGUUUUGGGUACCAUAUAUAUUGUGAAUGUACAGUAUAUCAUAGGAAGAUACUACAGUAUCAAAGAAAAAAUGAUCACAUGUGAAAAUGUACAAUACAGCACAUACUUAAUCCUUAUAGUAUUAAAUCGAAUCUUAUGAAAAAAAUGUCUGUAAACAGUUUGUAAAAAUUAUCCCUUUUAAUUCCAUUGAAAAAUAAUUCCUUUGAUUUUAAUCGUAAUCACAUUUGGCUGCACACCCACAAACAUACAGUAUUUAUGAUUGGAAUAUUUAUAUAUUCAUGAGGCUGAGUUGCAUAUAAUUGUAAGAAAUUAUCACUGAAUACACUACUGUUAUGUGUAAUUUAUAUAUAUAUAUAUUCAUAUAUAUUUGUCAUCUUUUUUAUAUGAAUACUGGAAGCUGUGUCAGUGAAAUAAGUGAGUGAUCUCAGGAGGAAACUCUCUUAAAUGUUAUGCAUAUUGUUGCAUAUUGUAAUGUAUAUGUUGUAGUUUGAUCAUGGAUGCAUCUCUCACUUGUGCAGAGCUUGCUACCUAAAUGAUGAUGGGAGGCAUGCAAUCUUUUUUUUUAUCGUAAUAUGAAUUGCUGUCCAUGCAAUUGUUUUUCUUAUGCAGCACAUUUCACAGUGUAUUGUUUGAUUUAUGACUAUUUUGGGUUAUUAAACUGUAAAAGAAU
This is a messenger RNA of Carassius gibelio (silver crucian carp), 10080 nucleotides long. RefSeq names its product kelch-like protein 5. Gene Ontology annotation, molecular function: protein binding. Lineage: Eukaryota; Metazoa; Chordata; Actinopteri; Cypriniformes; Cyprinidae. The transcript has 11 exons. Bases 4206 to 5912 code for a protein of 568 amino acids. The record is from RefSeq and is a predicted model, not a curated record.